This is a messenger RNA of Neurospora tetraspora, 1836 nucleotides long. RefSeq names its product fatty acid desaturase-domain-containing protein. The record is from RefSeq and is a predicted model, not a curated record. The coding region runs from base 307 to 1515 and encodes 402 amino acids. Gene Ontology annotation, cellular component: membrane. The transcript has 3 exons. Lineage: Eukaryota; Fungi; Ascomycota; Sordariomycetes; Sordariales; Sordariaceae. Gene Ontology annotation, biological process: ceramide biosynthetic process. Gene Ontology annotation, molecular function: sphingolipid delta-4 desaturase activity.
GCCAAGACGUUCCAGUUCCAGCCCAAGCUUGCCAUUGAGGUGGGUGGUACAGCACUGCAAUGCCCACUCUCCUUAUCUGUCUGUUUACACGCGUGGGAUAGCGUGGUCGUGCUACCUUAGAAGAAAGUUGUUGAGUUGGACCCUGAAUUUCCAAUUUCACCAUCUCUCUUCUCCUACAUACACCUUCUUUUCCAAUUCUUUGUUUGCUGUGUGGAAAAGCUGGGCUUGUAUCUCUUGGGAACUUUCACGAAUAUCUUUCCUCCUCCCACGAGUUCCGAAGCUGUACAACGAGCACAUAUCUCGGUCAUGGCCGCCUCCGCAGUAACGACGGCCACGACGGACUCGUCGGCCAAGCAAAGGAAACAACAGAAUGGAAAGCUAGACACCACCUCCUCCUCCGCCAGUGCCGGCGCUGCGGACCAGAAUGAUGCCCUCGAGAAGGACUUCUUCUGGACUUACACCGAGGAGCCGCACCGGACACGUCGUAUGGCCAUUAUCAAGGCGCAUCCAGAGGUCACCAAGCUCUGCGGUCCCGAACCGCUAACGAAAUGGGUCGUCCUGGGCGUCGUCUCGCUCCAAUUCCUCCUCGCCCACCUCCUGCGCGACACCUCCUUCUUCUCGUGGAAGUUCUGGCUCACAGCCUACGUCUUCGGCGCCACCUGCAACCAGAACCUCUUCCUGGCCAUCCACGAGAUCUCCCACAACCUGGCCUUCCGCUCGCCUACCGCCAACAGGCUGUUCGCCAUUGUCGCCAACUUGCCUAUUGCCGUUCCGUAUAGUGCUUCUUUCCGGCCCUACCACCUAACCCACCACAAAUCCCUCGGCGUCGACGGUCUCGACACCGACCUGCCCACCGCCUUCGAAGCGCUUUUCCUCGACUCCAUCCUCGGCAAAGCCUUCUUCUGCACCUUCCAGAUCUUCUUCUACGCCCUUCGGCCCAUGGCCGUCUACCGCGUCCCUUUCACCUGGGUGCACUGGCUCAACCUUUCCAUCCAGUUAGCGUUCGACUACUCCCUCAUUUUCCUGCUCCCAGACUCGCUCUUCACCGCCAACUCCGUCCUCUACUUUUUACUCAGCUCCUUCCUCGCCGGCAGCCUGCACCCCACCGCCGGCCACUUCAUCGCCGAACACUACGUCUACGAGAAAAUCACGCCCGAAGCCCGCAACCCCGAUAACCGCAUCCCGGUCCCCGAGACUUUUUCCUACUACGGCCCGCUGAACUGGGUCACGUACAACGUCGGCUUGCACAACGAACAUCACGAUUUCCCUGCGAUCCCCUGGACGCGGCUGCCGAAGCUGUACGAGAUUGCGUCCGAGUUCUACGAGGGGCUGCCGCAGCAUCGGAGCUGGACGUACGUGAUUUGGCAGUUCAUCUUUGAUGAGGCGAUUGGGAUGCGGUGCAGGGUUAAGAGGAAGGUUGGUGGACGGGUUGUGGGGGGUGGGAAUGUGAGUGCUGCGAAGACACAACCCCAAGCGAAGGAGGCCGGGUGGGGGGAUGAUGAGAUUGAGGCUUAGACUUGAGGAUAGAGUCUAAGACUAGAAAGAUAGAGUCAGUAGAGCAUUGUAUAUGUAGUAACGUGAAUGAACAUAAAGACGGGUUGUUGGCUCCUCAAAACCAAAGACGUGGGUGGGAAUGGUUGGGUUGGGUUGGACUUAAUGGGCUCGGAAUAAUCAAUCGAUUGCAGGAAACUGGAAAAGCAAGCGAGCAAAAAGUUCAAAAGCAUAGACAUACAUACAUACAUUAAUGAGCAUGAUACGAACAAAAGAGAGAGCCUACUGUCCCUACCUACCAUCACCAUAUCUAUGCUAAAUAGAAAAGAAGCUACUUUCACAUCC